Molecule: messenger RNA, 885 nt
Organism: Pelmatolapia mariae (spotted tilapia)
Lineage: Eukaryota; Metazoa; Chordata; Actinopteri; Cichliformes; Cichlidae
Gene: cplx2b
Product: complexin 2b
Exons: 4
Coding region: 318-722 (134 amino acids)
Biological process (GO): regulation of neurotransmitter secretion; neurotransmitter transport; synaptic vesicle exocytosis
Cellular component (GO): SNARE complex; terminal bouton
Molecular function (GO): syntaxin binding
Source: RefSeq, a predicted model, not a curated record
CUCUCUCGUCUUGGAGGAACAGAGUGGAGGCUGUGAGGUAAUAGUGCGCAAGAGGGGGUGGUGGAGAGAAAGAGAGCGCGCGUGUGUGUGAGAGAGAGACUGGAUAUAGGACAGGCAUCAAACGAAAGCUCUCCUGCAGACUGGUCGGGAUCCCUUCGGCCCCUCGGUCCUUCAGACGCAUCAGCAGAGUUGCUGAAGACGCUCGGCAUCACAGAGGAAGGGGGAAGAACUGAGACACUCACAGAUCCCGGGCUUGGUGGCUGCAUGCUCAGUUGUCUCCAGCUUGAAAAGAACAUCUGUACUAAUCAGCAGGAAUCAUGGAUUUUGUAAUGAAGCAAGCUCUAGGUGGGGCCACCAAAGACAUGGGUAAGAUGUUAGGCGGGGAGGAGGAGAAGGACCCGGAUGCAGCCAAGAAGGAGGAGGAGCGACAGGAGGCACUGAGGCAGCAGGAGGAGGAGAGGAAGGCAAAACACGCCCGCAUGGAGGCAGAGAGGGAAAAAGUACGGCAGACCAUCAGGGACAAGUAUGGGUUAAAAAAGAAGGAAGAGAAGGAGGCGGAGGAAAAAGCGGCUAUGGAGCAAGCCUGCGAGGGAUCGCUGACACGCCCGAAGAAAGCGAUCCCGCGAGGCUGCGGAGAUGAUGAUGAGGAAGACGAAGAGAGCAUCCUUGACACCGUCCUCAAGUUUCUGCCUGGACCUCUACAGGACAUGUUCAAGAAGUAAAACUAAAAAACACAAAACAAAUCAAAUGAACCCUAAAAUCAGGGUCCGGUCUGGCCUGGGUGAGGCUGCGGGGCAGAGGGAGGAGGGGUUCUUUGGGUUAAUUGAAAAGAGACUGAGGAAAUUAUUUGUUGGGGUUUGAGUGUAGAUUCGGGGCAUGUUGAGG